This is a messenger RNA of Pecten maximus, 5397 nucleotides long. RefSeq lists its product as uncharacterized. Gene Ontology annotation, molecular function: ubiquitin binding. The record is from RefSeq and is a predicted model, not a curated record. The transcript has 9 exons. Lineage: Eukaryota; Metazoa; Mollusca; Bivalvia; Pectinida; Pectinidae. The coding region runs from base 197 to 1996 and encodes 599 amino acids.
UUUAGAACGAGAACUACAAUUACAUCCGGUCGAUCCUGGCAGGUAACAUAAGAGAGUGAUACUACAACUCUGAAUUGGGAUUCAUCAUGGACUCGACUUUUGACAAUGACUGAAUUAUUUAAUGUUUGAUAUGUUUGUGAUUUGAAAGGCACAAAUUUCAACGUGACUAGUCAAAUCAAAUUAAAAAUUUACAACCAUGGCAACAGCAGACACAACUCAACCUCAGAAGCACAGUAGUAGGCGUAGGAGUCGGAACCAGCAGUCAUCACGUAUGGAGAAUGACUUUGUUCCCAAUAACAGCAGUGCAAGUUCAGAGAGUCCUGGUGAAUCAUCUACUCAUGGUCACCAUCAUCACCACCACCAUCAUAGACUCUCUCGUCAGUCAUCACGUCCAACCAAACAGCUAGACUUUUAUCAGGCCAUGUCCGACUUUAAGGUCAUGUUCCCUAUGAUGGAAAAUGAUGUGAUUGAAGCAGUACUGAGGGCAAAUGAUGGGGCUGUGGAUGCUACAAUUGACCAGCUGCUGACGAUGAGUAUAGACAAUGAUGGUAGUGAUUCACCUGUUACUGUGCCAUCUGACCUCAUUUCUCCCUUGUCUGACGAUUGUCCUGAGUACAAUGAAGAGAGGACAGAGGAUUCACCACCCUCCUACACAGAGGCUGUUCAUUCACAUGACUCCAGCAGUAUCUGGACCACGCCUAUUUCUAGUCAGACCCAAGACCACUCAACAUCAUCAACAAUUAAAAACAAGUCACCCUCGGGCUCCCUCAAAAAGGAACAACAGAAUGGAAGCAAGAGAUCACCAUCUUCAUCUCUGGGGUCAAGAUUCAGAGGUCGUGACCUUUUAGAUGGGGAUGUUGAUGAAUUAUCUCUGUCUAAUACAGAACUAAAGCGCCCCCUACCUAAUUCGGACAUAAUUCAAAGUCGAAUUCCAAAGAGAAAUUACCGUAACUGGAACCCACCAAUGCUGGGAACUUUACCUGAAGACUUUUUAAGAUUGUCAGUGACUCCCCAGCCCCCCUCCUCUCUUACCCUCUCUACACCACCUAUGCUUACUAGCCCUGUGCAUCAGUCACUUGAUGAUAUGGCAUCUUCACAUGACGUCACACCUAAAUCUCAUAGUACACGACACAAACAUUCAAAGUCGAGUCGUAGUCAUGGAGAACGUAAGAGGAUGUCACGUAGUCUUAGCGAGAAGACAAGUGAAAAGUCAUGGUUGACAUCCCAAAACAAGGAUACAUCACCUUUAAUGCAUCAGAGUUCGUUUAGUGCUAGAGGCAGUGCUCCUGGAUCAAAGUCAUUGAUGAUUUCGUCUAUGGAGUUCAGCCAGGACAUGUUAGAUGAAAAGAUGAAGGAGAAUGAGAGAAGAAGAAAGAGAGCAGUGAUGAAUGCUGACCCUGAAAUGUCUCAGUACCUGGAGGACGAGAGGCUGGCCAUUAUGUUACAGAACAGCGAGUUCCUGCAAGAGCUUAGGAGCAACGAGGAUUUCAUGAAAACACUGGAGAGGGACCGUAUGAAUUUGUCAGCCUUUGAGCCUAUCCCUGAACCCCCCCAGCAACUUCCUCCACUAGAACACGAAGGGUAUGGACAGGACAGCACCGAUCAUAUGGAGGCGUUUCCCUUCAGUCAGCCCAUACCCAAAGAUAAAGAUGAUGAUGCCGAGCUGAGACGCCAACUUAACAAUAUGGGUGGAGCAUCAAGAAAGCAGUUUGUAGCAUUAGCAAAGAAGUUUUUCUCUAGAAAGAAGAAAAAGAUGACUCUGAAACAAAUACAGAAAGAGAAGUUGGCACCCUCAAUGGUAAACCUCCUUGACAGUGACGAAGAGGACUUCAAUGCACAUGACCAUAUGGAUCACCCCUACAACCAGCGAACAGAGAUAGAACCUUUGCCAAGCAGUAUUACAGCAGUGCCAAGCUACAAAACAGUACAGCGUCCACCAUAUCACCCGGAUACCAUCACUGCUUACCAUGACAACCAUGCAACAGACAUGGUGUAGUUGUCAUAGUGACACAAAAACUCUAGGGCAACCUCAACUGAUACUCAUAUCUUUAGUACAGUGCAUUUAAAAAUCAGUUAUCUCAUCGAGUAUGUUUAACCAAAGAUGAUAUGCUGUAUGUGAUAUCUCCCCUUACCCUUAAUUUUCACUGAUGACCAGUACUGUUCUGGACCAAACCAUACCUGUGAGCAGGGAGGAAACAUUGAAAUUUUAUUUUCAAUUUUGAUUUAUUUAAUUGUCCAAAGGUUGCAAGGGUACAAAAGCUUUCUGUGGGGGUUUUAAUUUUUUACAAGCAAUUUUAACUUCUACUGUAAAACUCUUAAAAGUAAUAUUUGUUAAAACAACAUUCACUUUUAUUUAAUGUUAAUGGUUGUUUUACUCAUUUUUCUGAUUUUGAAAUUUUCAUAAAUAUAAAACUAAAUAACAAACACUCAAAGAAUCUUAUCAAGGGUAUUUCAUUAAUUAACAUGAAUUUGACGUGCAAUUAAAAAAUAAUUUUUUUGAAUGACAAAGCUCAUUUUUGUUGACUUUUGCAAUAGAUAUACCAAUACAUUGUAUUAUUACCAAUAGUUUGUAUAUACUCAACGCUCGUUUAUAACUCUUGUACCAUAUAAGGCUAAUUGGAAUUUUAAUAUUUUACUCUGUGAUAUAUAUAGAGUAAUCUUGUUAUGAAGUGUUCAGAUGAUCAGGAUGUGUUCCGUGAGGAUAAGUUUGAGGUGUGGAUGUUCUUUACUGACCGAGGAUGGCUGAGGUGCUGCGAACCUCCAUACAGGAAGUGGGCUUUCAUUGAGAAAUAACAUUGUGUAUAGUUAUGAUACGAGGACGUUGGUAAGUGUAUGAAUACUUACCAGUUCUACAGGUGUACAAAGUACACUGUACAUAGAAUACAUGCAAUAUAUUGUAGAUGAUAAUACUUAUGUAUAUUUGUAUAUAGGCUGUAAGUUCACCAGCUUUAAGCUCAUUACAGUCACAUGAGAAUCAUGACAUAGUGCCAGGUUUUAUUUCUUAAUGUUUUUUCAUCUUAAUUUCUUAUUACCCUCUUUAUUCAUAUUAAUAUUGAUGCACAAAUAUGUGUAUACUUUUUAGUGUUUGAGGUAGAGAGAGUUCAUUUCAUACAGUACUCCUAUUGUUAUACAGAUUGUUGUUGGAUAAAAGUUUGGUCUAUUAUAUACCAGAUUAUACGAUUGUUUUAAAAAGGCAAACUGAAGUAAUAGUUUUACGCACUACCAAAGUAUCUAAAAAAGAGAAAACAAAUGUCUGUUUUUUGUAAAUCGUACUAACGUUGUGACAGUGUACAUCACAUUUAUAUUUCAAAGAGCAAUGGUUACUUCCCAAAGGUAGCAUGAGUAGAUUUUUUCAUUUCGUAUACAAACAUUUAACACAAAAAUUGAAGCAGACAAUCAUUAUUAUCAAUAACAAUUGGCCUGGAAUCAACUGUUUUUAAGCCAACAUUAUUAUCAAUAACAAUUGGCCUGGGAUCAACUGUUUUUAAGCCAACAUUAUUAUCUUCUAUGAAAGUUACCAGACCUGAGUCUGAUACUUUGAAUGAACUUCCAAAAAAUAAACUGAAAAUUUCAAUUUUGAGUUUGUUUAUAACUAUUCGAAUUCACUGUUAAAAACAUAGCACCAGAGUAAAUGGUUAAGAACUUUGGCUGCAUCUGCUGUCAAAGUGCACCAGUCAAAAAAAUGGAUUUAAGAUUGUACAGUGUUAUGUUUAACUGCUUUCAGUUAUAUAACUGUCGAAGUUGGACAAAUUGCCACAGCUUAUAACUAAUAUAAGGGAACUAUUCAAUGUUUAGCUAGUAAAGUCACAGAUUUGACCUAUUUCUGUCCAGAAUAUGAAGUAAAACUGUAGACUGCCCAGUAUAGGAGUAUGUGAUGUACACACCUCUUGCUCACUGAUAUACCAGGUACACUGUCUGUUUACUGUAUUACACAGGUUUAACAAUAUAAAUGUGCACCUUUGUAAUACAGUCACACUUUUUGUGUGAAAAUUUCGCACUUCAAAACAAAGUUUAUGUAAACCAAGAAAUAAUUUGUUUUUAAUGCAUUUUCAUUGAUUGAAAAAUUAGAAUGGUCAGUUUUUAGUAUGCCUGAUUUUAUAGAACCAUAUUUUUAUACUUACGAUACAAUCCUACUACUUCCUAGCUAAUAGAGUUUUAUUUUUUUUAACUUUAAAUUUGUACUAGAUUUUUUUUUCUAUAAAAUAAUGACUUAUAACUAUAGCCAUAUUUUGUCUUUUUUACUUUAAUAAUACAUUAUGUUAUUUGAUGAUAAAAAGGAACUGGUAUUUCAGAUAUUGUAAAUGGCGAGUUUUAAUGUAAGAUUGAUAUGAGAUAAUGCUAAAAUUAAAAUGCCUAUUAAACAGCGUGAUGUUUCAAGUGUACAAAGGUGAAAAAAUAUUAUAAAAGACAGAAUAUUGGAUACGAUACUAAAUCCAUGAUUAAGAUUUUUUCAAGAAAAUAUAUCUGGUAUCCUGGAGUCAUAUUUACAAAUCAAAGUUAUUCUUGCUCAAACUAACAUUUCUGCUCAAAUGCAAAUGGUAUUUGAAGUGAAAAAAUGGAUCUUGGAAGUCAUAAAGAUAGAUUUCAGUACGGUAAUUGAAAUGUUUCAUCUGUGUUACCUUGGUAAAUGUUAACAGUCCUGUGGUGAAUUCAGCAAAACACUGAGGACUAUCUCAGUAGUUUGUAGUGGUAUAUAUAUUUACUUAGACACCAGGAGUUGGUAGUGAUAUAUUUACUGAGACAUUAGGAGUCGGUAGUGAUAUAUUUACUGAGACACUUGGAGUUGGUAGUGAUAUAUUUACUGAGACACCAGGAGUUGGUAGUGAUGUAUUUACUGAGACACAAGGAGUUGGUAGUGAUGUAUUUACUGAGACACUUGGAGUUUGUAGUGAUGUAUUUACUGAGACACUAGGAGUUGGUAGUGAUGUAUUUACUGAGACACUAGGAGUCGGUAGUGAUGUAUUUACUGACACUAGGAGUUGGUAGUGAUAUAUUUACUGAGACACUAGGAGUUGGUAGUGAUAUAUUUACUGAGACACUAGGAGUUGGUAGUGAUGUAUUUACUGAGACACUAGGAGUUUGUAGUGAUGUAUUUACUGAGACACAAGGAGUUGGUAGUGAUGUAUUUACUGAGACACUUGGAGUUGGUAGUGAUGUAUUUACUGAGACACUAGGAGUUGGUAGUGAUGUAUUUAUUUAGAUCAUAUAAAAUAAAGUCUUGACACCAUAUUGAUACCCUCAUAUGAGAUGUUACUGGCAAGUCAUUUAUUUGUAUCAGCUGAGUAUCAGAAUACAUGUAUUUUGUAUCAGCUGAGUAUCCGAAUAUUUUGUAUCAGCUGAGUAUCAGAAUUAUUUUGAUAGGUAGAAUUAACUAAUAUACUUGAAUUGGUGGUGAUU